AUGGACGUCGAAUCUUGUACACCGGCAAAGCCUCCAUGCUCGAUCCAAGAUCUAUCGACUGAGCUUGUGCUCAUGGUCUUGGAGUACCUCCCUUUUGAAUCACACUUCGACUUUGCUUGCACCUGUAGGAGACUUGCCGUUGCCUCGCGAGGUGUGCUGGAACGACAUCAAGAUGCGUACAGUAAGUAUAGGGUGGCUUCUGAUCUCGAUCCAGCGACUGUGCCUCUGUUGCUGCGGAGUGCUUUCGGACGCGGUGAUCCUAUACCAGCGUGGCACGUGCGGUCUUUCGAGAUCUGGCGCGAUCGAGCAAGUUGGGGGGAAUGGCAGAUGUAUAGUCUGACGACACCAUUGGUGUGUGGUUCAGAGUGCGGGCCUUCGCGGCUUCGAGUAUCAAAUGAGGAAGCUGGAAGGUAUCUGAAAUGGUUUGAGGGACAAUUAAGUGAAGAACUUGACGAAGGGGUUGUUGAGGAACUUCUAGAGCAGGUUGGGAGUGGGCGGGAUGGGAUACUCAAGGCUCUGUUGUUUGCGAAGUGCGAACGCCUUGGGGAUUUGAAGUUCGUUACUCGCUGUCAAGAGAAGGGCUCCGGUCUUGCUUCGAUGAAGUUGCUCAUCGCUAAGUGGCUUCAAUACGGGAGUCACGAAACCACCGAUAACGACAGCGGUGACGAAAGCGACGACGACAAUGACUGUGGGUGCGAUAGCUGCGGUGAAAACGACACCCACAUGGACAGCGGCAACGACAGCGACUCAGACUGGGAGUCCCUCGACUCUGACGAUACUGAACAGCCGCCUCAAAGUACUACCACCGCUUCCUGGCCCCCAGGCUUCGCCGCCAUACGCACCCUAGCCGUAGGCGUCUCUUCCGCAACCUGGAUGGACGACCCCCGCGAAGACCCCUCCUCCCUCCUCUUCGCACACCUCCUCCGCCUCCCCAACAUCCACAGCAUCUUCUUCUCCCACCUCCGCACCCACGAAUGGAACGACCUCGCCUUCGACGAAGACGAAGACGAAUACGGCUACGACGUCCUGCCAAAAGGCAGCUCCUCCAUCCAGCACAUCUUCCUCCACGGCUGCGACGAGCUCGACUCAGACGUAAGAGACGACCUGUGGGACGCCCCCCGCUCGCUCCUAACCAUUUCGUUUCGGCACGACGGCGAGUCCGAGUUCUGGGGCGCAACAGGCACGGCGAACGGGCUUGCUCUUGCGCAGAAAAAGUGCCUGCGGGGGAUAAUGUGGUAUGGGUAUGCGUAUGGGUGUUUACAAGGGGAUCACUGCACUGUGCUCGACAACGAGGAGUUCGACCAUUUUAAGCGGCUGCCGGGGGUGACGCAGGUUUCUGUUAGUAUGCAGGACGUUGAGCUCGCGAUGGAACAUGCGGAUACGUAUGAAAAACUUCGAUUCUAUGAUGAGGAUGAGAGGGACGACGAGGACGGGGAAGGCUAUGUAUUCGAUGAUGUGGAUGACGGAGACAAGUUCUUUGUGAGGAGGUUGGCGACGUUGUUCCCUAGGUCGAUGGAGACGUUGGUGCUGUGGGAUGAACCGCAGGGGACGGAGAGUGCGCUGCUUGAUCGUGCGAUGGUCAAGAUUAUCCAGGAUGGACGCUAUAAGAACCUGAAAGCUAUCUUCUUGCAAGAUGUAGAAAGGGCGAGGGAAGGGCCGCGGACGGAGGGAUUGUGGUUCCAGGACGCGAUUGCGGCGGGGAGGGCAGCUGGUGUUGACGUGCACACGCUCACGAAUCGUGGGCCUAUGCGGCACAAGCUUGAUUUUGUGGAGGCGCCGGAUGAAUACGACUUGCGGUCUGGUAUACAUUCUGGCGUGAGGUCUGGUGAUUGGGUCUUCGAUGCGUAUGCCGGACGCAGAGUACCUCUUGGCUGCGGCAAGUGUGGAAGCUGUGAGAACUGUUUGGCGCAGUAUGACGCAAGGCUGUGGGCGACGAUGAGGACCGAUCAAAGCUGA
Messenger RNA from Didymosphaeria variabile, 1956 nucleotides. RefSeq lists its product as uncharacterized. NCBI's taxonomy places the organism in Eukaryota, Fungi, Ascomycota, Dothideomycetes, Pleosporales, Didymosphaeriaceae. Gene Ontology annotation, molecular function: protein binding. The transcript has a single exon. The record is from RefSeq and is a predicted model, not a curated record. The coding region runs from base 1 to 1956 and encodes 651 amino acids.